AUUUGUACAGGUGGAGAGAGCAGAAUAUGACUGUUGCGCUGCAGCACAUGACUUGCUUGAAAAAUAUUGAUUUAUGGUCCCCGCUGGAUGAAGCUUAUGAUGAUUUUAAUUUUUCGGAAAGUGAUGGCGAAAGCAAUAAUUCUUCUAAGUUGUACAUGCAAAAGUUCCAGAACAAAGUGGAUUUUUCUAUGAAGAGUGGGAGACAAAUGAAAGACAAGAGUGAUAGGGCAACAACCGAUCAUGCUCUUGAUAGAAGAUCAUGUUCUAUAUUAUUCAAGAUGAUGAAUCAGGGUAUAUUCAGUGAAGUUAACGGGUGCAUUAGUACAGGUAAAGAAGCCAAUAUAUACCAUGUGAAAAAUGAUGCUAACGUCGAUCUCGCCAUCAAAGUGUAUAUGACAUCAGUAAUGCCAUUUAAAUCUCGUGAUAAAUAUGUGAAAGGGGAUUUUAGAAUGCGUCAUGGAUAUUCGAAGGCGACAUCAUGGAAACUUGUUUGUAAAUGGAGUGAGAAAGAGUAUCGCAAUCUACUUCGAAUAAAUCAGUCUGGUUUAAUAAAUGCUCCUAAACCUUUACGUUUGAAAGGUGUUGUUCUGUUGAUGACUUUUAUUGGAAAGGAUGGUAUUCCUGCUCCAAAGUUAAAAGACGUUUGUCUUGAAGAAGAAGAAGCUAGAGGAGGAGAAGCUUGCAAAGAUGUUCCAAAUUGGCCUGCUUUAUACUCCCAAGUUAUAAAUGAUAUCAGAACGUUGUUUCAGAAAUGUCGUUUAGUUCACGCAGAUUUGAGUGAGUAUAACCUGCUCUACCUUGAUGGGAAAGUGUGGAUGAUUGAUGUUUCUCAGGCUGUGGAACAUGAAUCUCCUCAAGCACUUGAAUAUUUGAGAACUGAUUGUUAUAAUGUUAAUACAUUCUUCCGCAAGCAAGGCGUCUCAACUUUGACUCUACGAGAGCUCUUCGAAUGGGUGGUGAAUCCUACACUCCCUUCACCUGAUGAUCCUUCCUCUGUAAACUGUUUAGCUUCUUUACUUCAAGAAGCCUCAAUUCGGGGGAUGAACGAAACUAUGGAGAAAGAAGAUGAGGCUUUCAGAUUUGUACAUAUUCCACGAAAUUUGUCAGUAUCUUAUCCAUUUGUAAGAGAUUUCCUCAAACUACAACGUGGACAACUGUCACCAUCUGAUAUUUAUUAUGCAACUAUUACUGGGCUUAAAUCCGAUUUAACUGGUGCCUUACCAGAACUUCAGCCAGUAACAGAAAACAAGGACGCUGAAUCAGAUGACGAGUCAUUAUUAUCGGAAGAAGCUUCAGUUUGUUCGAAUGUUUCUUCAGAGUCUAUCAACAAAGCAGAAGUUAAGGGAGAAGUACUGUUAGGCCACGAAAUGAAUCUCCAGAAAGUCGUAGGAAUCGAAAGAAAGCAAUCAAACAAGAGCAAGCUGAAAAAAGAAAGCACAAAAUUCCUAAACAUAUUAAAAGGCGUAAAAUAAAAAAGUAAACAGGUUGAACUUUGUUCUCAAUCUCGAAAAGGGAUAUUAAUGAAAAUGUCGGCAUUAGCUGCACUUUUGAGUGUUUCACCCUCUGGGGCUUUAAAUAAAUGCAUCAUCUAAAUGACUUCCUUUGAAGUAGUGUAGUGCGCAUCGAUAAAGUUCUAAUGUACUACUGCCUCAGCAUCUUCAUGUGGUGUAACUACUCCACUUACAAGCGUAACAUUAGUAGUUUUAAACAGUCAAACCAUUAUUAUCUUCAUCAUCAUCAUCAUUCAAAUCUAUAUCACCAAUGUCGAUAAAUAAAUGUUCAUCUAUCUCCACCACCUCACCACCAUUAGUUUCAAGGAAUGUGAGAUCUGAAUCAUCAUAAUGACUGUCUUUCAAAAAUAAUUCACGCCCAGUUAAUCGUUUGUUACUCUGUUCUUCUGAUAUAAGCUUUUCUUUUAUUGAUUGCAUUUCUGCGCGAAAUUUUGCAUUCCACUCGAGAAAUGAUUCUACUGUAACUCGAUCUCCUCUAAACUUGGCCUCUUCCUCUAAUUGUACUGCUUUUCGUUUUUCUUUAGCUUCAUUACGCUGACGAAGUAGUAAUUUCUCACAAACACUGUCCAAUUUCUGUUGAAUAUCUGAUAAUAUAUCAAAAAGCAUCACGUAUCCUAA
Messenger RNA from Heterobilharzia americana, 2129 nucleotides. NCBI's taxonomy places the organism in Eukaryota, Metazoa, Platyhelminthes, Trematoda, Strigeidida, Schistosomatidae. The record is from the annotation of a GenBank genome assembly.